Molecule: messenger RNA, 1185 nt
Organism: Trichoderma virens Gv29-8
Lineage: Eukaryota; Fungi; Ascomycota; Sordariomycetes; Hypocreales; Hypocreaceae
Exons: 2
Coding region: 1-1185 (394 amino acids)
Source: RefSeq, a predicted model, not a curated record
AUGGACCCAUCUUCGGGGCCUCCUCGGCCGCCUGCUGCUGAUGCUGAGCACGAGCAUCAACUCAAGCAUGACGCCGAGCCUGAGCUUGGCCUUGAGCACGCGGCUCCUGUCGCAACCCAUCUGGCUCGGUUCGAGUUUAGCGAUCACGGCACCAAGAUCUUGAUGGUCGAGUGGUAUCCUGGCGCCGCAGCAGCCCCCACCCUGUCCGGUCAAGAUACGACGAAUGCUAGCGUCGACGUCGCCUCCAGCGAUAAGGUCGGGCCUCAAUCUCAUGAUAGCCAUGCCGGCGAUGCAUUAGCCGCGCCAGCCCGCGUUCCCUCGAGCCCUGUUGUCGACGCCGCUGUCUGGGAGGUGUCGUGGACCGGCAAGUCGACCUUCCUGCCGGCCAGAGACACCGAUGAGGACGAUGCCAGGCGCCGAGUGUACUUCAUGCUGCCUCCUGACGCGCCGGUGCCAGCCACGGUGACGAUUGCGCGUCCUGGACGGCCUAGCCUGAUCCUCAAGCCGCUGCCGGCCAUCUUCCCUGAGCACUUCCAAGCGGAAUCUGGGCCACGGGGCGUCCUACACACGAUAUGGGCCAAGAAGCGCCUGAGGGAGCUGGAGCUCGAGAUGGAGGCCGAGAUGAGGGCAAACGCUGAGAGUGUGGGCCUGGAGAUGGCUCUGGCAGAGAAGCAGUGGAUCGUGGACAACUUCUUACGUGCUGCCCCGUCUCCCGUUCCUACUACCACCAUGACUCCCCGCUCUCCAGUCACUGGACGCCUUGGUGACAAGCUCAAGGGCUUGCGUCUGGCCACUUCGCCGGCAGAUCUGGUGCCGAGCCCAGCAGGUAAGCCCCAGAAAAGCAUCUCAUACAUAUGCCUAUCUCAUGCGGUUUGUGCUCGUGAUCUCGGACUAAUACAAAGUUCUCCCGAAACAGCAAACACAUUUACCAGCCCCGAGAGCCAGUCCCACAUGCUGUCCCCUCUAGGAGGUGACAUUGCCGUCUCAUCCUUCUCGGCCAUUUCGCGCAGCCGCCCAACCGGCCCGAUGUCCCUUGAUGCUGCCCUUCGAGGCAACGCAGCUCCUCCACAGCAGCCUGAUGGCCAAGAUGCCGAGGAUGAUCUGUUUGCCCUGCCCAUGAGCCCUCGAAGCCCAGACAUGAUCAAGAGCCCGUUUAGUGCCUUGGGUGUGGGCCUGGGCCUUUGA